Panicum virgatum (switchgrass) is the source of this 828-nucleotide messenger RNA. RefSeq names its product non-specific lipid transfer protein GPI-anchored 12-like. Lineage: Eukaryota; Viridiplantae; Streptophyta; Magnoliopsida; Poales; Poaceae. The transcript has 2 exons. The record is from RefSeq and is a predicted model, not a curated record. Bases 128 to 541 code for a protein of 137 amino acids.
ACCGCAAUCAGCAGACCGAAAAGAAACAAGGGCAAGAACUAGCUCAGUCCCAGUAAAAGGUUGAAUGGCUAUAUAAAGGGACUUCACUAAGACCCUAAUCACUAAUUCAGGUAGCUAGCUAGUAGCAAUGGCGACGCCUCCAGCCAUCUCCUUCCUCGCCGUUGCCGUGGCUUUGAUGGCGGUGCUGCAACCAGCGGCCACCAAUCCGCCGCCGCCACCAGCGCCACCGGCGACGGGCGCGCCGACGACCUGCAUGUGGAUAUUAGCGAAUCUUGGCAGCUGCCUCCCGUUCCUCUCGACCGGGACGAGCCUCGCCGGCCCGCCCGCCAGCUGCUGCGGGUCGUUGAGGGCGAUUUCCACCUCUCCGGCGUCCAUCUGUCUGUGCCACCUCAUCGGCGGCGAGGUCAACCAGCUCACGCACACCAACAUCGAUCCGGUUCGGCUGGCUAUACUACCUCUUGUGUGCUUGGCGCUUAUACCCCCGGAGCUGCCCUACAUGUGUUUCGUGGGACCUGUGCCUCCCAUCAGUGGCGGAGCUUGACCUUGAAUUUCAGACAAAUGAGGGGGCCACUAUUUGCUACAGUAAUGAAGCUCCGCCCUUGCCUCCCAUCGAUCUUCCCCCACCGCCAUCGGCGACGCUUCCUCGCCCCUGAAAUUCCACAAAAGGGCAUGGCUAUAGAGAGCUCACUAACAAUGUCAUACAAUCAGAGAUAUGUAUUGAGUCUUCAAAAUUUCGUACACCUUGUUGGUGGUUUGAUUCUUUUCCUUUAACAGUUAUUAUGACGAUGCAUUAUAUAUGUAUGAAUAAAAACCGUUUGCGUUCGUGUU